Trematomus bernacchii (emerald rockcod) is the source of this 6941-nucleotide messenger RNA. RefSeq names its product extended synaptotagmin-like protein 1b (gene esyt1b). Bases 727 to 6210 code for a protein of 1827 amino acids. Gene Ontology annotation, molecular function: lipid binding. Lineage: Eukaryota; Metazoa; Chordata; Actinopteri; Perciformes; Nototheniidae. The transcript is spliced from 52 exons. Gene Ontology annotation, biological process: lipid transport. The record is from RefSeq and is a predicted model, not a curated record.
GUAGCCUCAUAUCCGUGUGGCUCUUUAAACAAGUGGAAUAUUUGCUGUUGUACCUGUUGUACCAGGCUUGUGUGGUCACACUGGAUUUAAGGGAUUGAGAAGAAUGUCAAGUCUGCUGUUUUUAAGUAAACUGGAGCAGCAGAAAUAACUGACAAGAGGUGCUGCUGGGUUAACAAUCUGACAGGAAGCGUGGACUUUUUUGUAUAUUCAGCUGUGCUUUGCUACGACAGGCAGGUCAAAUUACAUUUCUAUAGAAAAUUAAAAGAACCCUUGAAUAAUAUGGAAACUCUAGCUUUCUGAUAACGCAAUGCUGCAGUAAUAACGGUAAUAAUUACUAUAAAUUGAAUUAGUGUCUUGCCUCAGCAGCGAAAGAGUCAAAGAUGGGUUUUUUGCUUCAGACUGGGGGCGUGUUUUUAUCCUGUUAACGGGAUAGGGUGGGGGCAGAAUGUAUGUGCUUCUAAUCUCCUGGACCCCGUGCUCAGACCCAGUCUAUGGCUCAGACAGUAAACUUCACAAAAGUAUACCAAAUAAUACUAUUAAAGAUGCGCCUCAGACUAACGGUGUACUAGCGAGGGUACACGCGACGUGCACUGGUGCUCUUGUUAAACGGUAGCUAGCUGGCGUUGGAUAUGACAAGUUAAGUAGCCGUUUGGUCCUAAAGAGCACUUUUAAACUGAAUAUUUUAACUAACUGUAACAUAAGUGAGUGUUUCUAGCGAAUACAACAAUGGAAAGCGACAAAUCAGCGCCGAGUGAAGCGAAGGGCACCGAGUGUGUGAGCACAGCGGACACCGAGAAGAAAGCCCUGAUUCCCGCAGAGGCAGAAGGUCCCAAACCCAAAGGGAUCAGCGCAGUCGCGGUGCUCUGGACGUUUGGAAAAUGUCUCGGCGCAUUGCUGCCCGUCUACCUGGCGGGGUACUACCGUGUCAGCACCAGCCUCUUGGUGUUCGGGAUGAUGGUCUACACGGGAUGGAAACAUGCCCGAGAAGCCAAGGAGAACCGCCUGAAGUCAGCCAUACAGCUGCUCAACAACGAGGAGGAAUACACAUUCAAGAAAGUGUCUAAAAACAAGCGAGACCUCCCUGCGUGGGUCAGCUUUCCAGAUGUUGAGAAGGUUGAAUGGCUGAAUAAGGUGCUGCAGCAGGUGUGGCCAUUUGUCGGCCAAUACCUUGAGAAGCUGCUGGUGGAAACCAUUGCUCCAUCUAUCCGAGCCUCAAGCAACCACCUCCAAACCCUCAGCUUCACAAAAGUGGACAUGGGAGACAAGGCCAUGAAGGUUGUAGGGAUCAAGGCUCACACCGAGAACGACAAAGGACAAGUCCUGCUUGAUCUAUAUAUUAGCUAUGUUGGCAAUGUAGAGAUCAACGUUGAGGUGAAGAGAUACUUCUGCAAAGCUGGAGUCAAGGGAAUACAGCUACACGGGAUGAUGCGGGUGAUUCUUGAGCCUCUGAUCGGAGAUGUUCCCAUAGUGGGUGCAGUCACCAUGUUUUUCAUUCAGCGGCCGAAACUAGACAUCAAUUGGACUGGACUCACUAAUUUGUUGGAUGUCCCUGGACUGAAUAUCAUGUCUGACAGCAUGAUUAUGGAUGCCAUCGCCUCCUUCUUGGUGCUGCCCAACCGCCUGGUUGUCCCCCUGGUUCCAGGCCUGCAUGUGGCCCAACUACGCUCUCCUUUGCCCAGGGGUGUGGUACGCAUCCACCUACUAGAGGCACAGAAUCUAGCAGCCAAGGACAACUAUGUGAAAGGGGUUAUGGCUGGCUUGUCCGACCCUUAUGCAAUUUUGAGGGUUGGCCCUCAGACCUUCACCUCCAAACACAUCAACAACACAAACUGUCCCAAGUGGGAAGAGAUGUAUGAGGUUAUAGUCCAUGAAGUGCCUGGUCAAGAGUUGGAGGUGGAGGUAUAUGACAAAGACACAGACCAGGAUGAUUUCCUGGGCAGGACCAAACUGGAUUUGGGCAUUGUGAAGAAAUCCAUCGUUGUUGAUAAUUGGUUCCCUUUGAAAGAAACUACUUCAGGACAAGUUCAUUUCAGACUGGAGUGGUUGACCUUGCUGCCUAGCACUGAUCGACUAGAGGAGGUCUUAAAGAGGAAUGAAAGUGUAACCAGUAAGACUGCAGAUCCACCGUCUUCAGCCAUUUUGGUUGUAUAUCUGGACAAAGCUGAGGCCCUCCCUAUGAAGAAGGGAAACAAAGAGCCCAAUCCCAUGGUGCAGUUGUCUGUGCAGGACGUCACUAGAGAGAGCAAGACUUGUUACACAACCAUUAAUCCUGAGUGGGAGGAAGCUUUUACCUUCUUCAUCCAGGACCCUCGCAACCAGGACAUAGACAUUCAGGUGAAGGAUGCAGAUCGUGUGCAGACAUUGGGCAGUCUGAAAAUCCCUUUGUCCCGUCUGCUGUCCAAUUCUAAUCUUUCUCUGGACCAGUGGUUCCAGUUGGACAACUCCGGAUCUGCCAGUCGCAUCUAUAUCAACACAGUCCUCAGGGUCUUGUGGUUGGAUGAGGAACACAUUUCAUCCAAUGUGUCAUCUAAUCUGGAGGCUGGAACAUCCAAACAGCUCCCACAGCAGACCGCUCCUCAUCCUAGCUUUGCUACGGAGGGACUGCUUAGAAUCCACCUGUUGGCAGGCCAGAACCUUAUUCCUAAAGAUAAUAUGAUGGGGGGCAUGAUUAAAGGAAAGAGUGACCCCUAUGUCAAGAUCAACGUUGGGGGGGAAACAUUCACAAGUCAGGUUAUCAAGACUAAUCUUAACCCCACAUGGAAUGAGAUGUAUGAGGUAAUCCUCACCCAGCUGCCUGGCCAGGACCUGCAUGUGGAGGUGCUUGAUAAAGACAUGGACAUGAAGGAUGAUUUCAUGGGCAGGCUGAAGAUCAGUCUGAAGGACAUCAUUGAUUCACAGUACACUGAUCAGUGGUACACUCUCAGUGAUGUGAAGUCUGGUCGAGUUCACCUGAUACUGGAAUGGAUGCCGACAGCCUCAGAGUCAGACAGAUUGGACCAGGUUCUGCAGUUCCAUUCAAGGCAGUCCUACCAAAACAAGGCUGUUCCCUCCGCUGGUUUAUUGUUUAUCUUAAUGGAGCAAGCUGAUGGCUUACCAGUUAAGAAGAGCGGCAAAGAGCCAAAAGUGGGAGCAGAGGUUACUCUUGGAGAAAUGUCCAGGAAAACUACGGUGUGUGAUCGCACCACAUCUCCUCAGUGGAAUGAGGCUUUCUGCUUCCCGGUUCGAGAUCCCAGAGAAGAUAUUCUCGUUGUUAAGCUCUCUCACAGCUGGACUCUGCCCAUUGGUUCCCUGGUGGUUCCCAUCAGAGAGCUGCUGUCUGAGCCGGAGCUGGUCCUGGACCAGUGGUUCCAUCUGGAUGGAGCUUCACCUGAGAGUCAGGUUCUUCUCAGGGCUGAACUCAAGAUGCUGAUUCCCAGCAAAUGUCCUGGGGCAGUUGAUAAGGCUAAGGUCACUACAACGUCAGACCCUUCCCCUGCUAAGCAGAAACAGGAGGCAGACACAGUGCUGAGGUCAACUUCAGUUGACACUCCUGUAGAGACUAUUGCCUCUUCAGUGACCUUGCAUGAAGAUGUCGAUGUAAAGGAAACAGCAGCUGAUGUGACUGAGGAGAAGGUAGAAGAACCACCAACCCCUGCCAUAGCACAGCUUGCUCAUACUUCCCCAGACCUCAGCUUUGCGAGUGAGGGGCUGCUGAGAAUCAUCCUGUUGGAGGCCCAGACUCUGGUUGCCAAAGACAACAAGAUGGGUGGUAUGAUGAAGGGCAAGAGUGACCCCUACGCCAAGAUUUCAGUUGGAAAGAUUGCAUUUAAGAGUAAUGUGAUCAAGGAGAAUCUCAACCCAGUCUGGAACGAGAUGUAUGAGGUGGUACUGAGGCCUCAGUCAGGACAGGAGGUGCAGUUAGAGCUCUUUGACAAAGACAUGGACCAGGAUGACUUCCUGGGCAGGUGUGAUAUCAGUGUGGCAGACAUCAUCCGUUCCCAGUUCACAGACCAGUGGUACACCCUGAAUGACGUAAAGUCUGGACGUGUUCGCCUGAUACUAGAGUGGGUACCAGCAGUGUCCCAUAAUACCACCAUGGACCAAGUGAUGCAAGCGCAAUCUCUCCAGUCUUACAAGAACAAGACCAUUCCCUCUGCAGCACUGCUCUUUGUCUAUGUGGACCAAGCACACUCACUGCCUUUUAAGAAGAGUGGAAAGGAGCCCAAGGCUGGGGUUGAGCUUGUUUUUGGUAAAACAACCUACAAAACCAAGGUAUCUGAUCGCUCCAGAUCACCUCAGUGGGAAGAGGCGUUCUACUUCUUAGUUCGCGACCCCACAGAGGAGAUGCUCAUAAUGAAGUUGUCAAGUGCCUGGGACCAGCCAAUGGGAUCUCUUGUAGUCCCUGUGAGAGCGCUGCUCUCUGAGCCGCAGCUUGUCCUAGACCAGUGGAUGCCUCUGGAUGGAGCCUUACCUGAAAGUGAGAUCCUACUGAGAGCUGAACUCAAGAUCCUGAGCUCGAGGAUGACUGAAGCUCCACAGCCUUCUGUGCCUCAUUCAAAGAAGGAAGAGAUUGUCGUUCCCACAGCCAGUGACGACGAAAACAUUUCAGAGCUAACCAAAGAUGAAUCUGUUGCAGUAUCCAGCCAGUUCAAACAGUCUGAGGCAGCAGAUGAUCUGGCCCUCACAGAGGAUGCUACUCCCCCUGAACCAGCUGCCAGUUACACUCUACCUGAUACAACCCCUGCUGCUGCACUGGUGGAGGAGCCAGAGGAUCCAGAAGAGCAGCCAACACAGUCAGAAACAGCCGAACCUGGGAAAAUACAAACAGCAGGUACUGGUUUAGGCAACCUUGCUCAGGCCACAGUAACUGGUAUUGCUGCUGACACCCUGGGGCCUGCAGAGGUCACAGAAAUCCCCGAAGCUGAGGAAGAUCUCCCACCACACACCAGCCCCAGCCAGGACUUUGGUAGAGAGGGGCUGCUGAGGAUUCACCUGCUGGCGGCCCAGAAUCUGGUUGCAAAGGAUAACCUGAUGGGGGGCAUGGUGAAGGGCAAGAGCGACCCCUAUGUCAAGAUCAACAUAGGGGGAGUUAAUUUCAAGAGUCAUGUAAUCAAAGAUAAUCUUAGCCCAACAUGGAACGAAAUGUAUGAGCUGGUUUUGAGUGGUCACAGCGUCCAGGAAAUAAAGUUUGAAGCAUUUGAUAAGGAUUUAGAUUCUGAUGACUUCCUUGGCAGAUUCAGCAUUAAGCUAAACGAGGUCAUGAGAUCCCAGUACACAGAUCAGUGGUACACUCUGAAUGAUGUGAAGUCUGGGCGGGUCCACCUGAUACUGGAAUGGGUUCCCACUGUGUCACAUUCAGUCAGACUUGACCAGGUGCUGCAGCUUCAAUCUCUCCAGUCUUAUCAGAACAAGGCUGUCCCCUCCGCUGCUCUGCUCUUUGUCCAUAUGGAAAGAGCACAUUCAUUACCUUUGAAAAAGAGUGGGAAGGAACCCAAAGCAGGAGCUGAGCUUGUUCUCGGUGAAACAACCUACAAAACCAACCUGUGCGAGCGCAGCACCAGUCCUGAGUGGAAUGAGUCUUUCUUCUUCCUGGUCCAUGACCCUAAACAUCAGAUGCUUGUAGUAAAGUUGUCCAGUGGUUGGGACCAGCCAAUGGGAUCUCUGGUGGUUCCGGUCAGGGAAAUGCUUGCAGAGCCACAGCUGAUCCUGGACCAGUGGUUUCAUCUGGAUGGAGCUUCACCUGAGAGUCAGAUCCUGCUCAGGGCUGAACUCAAGGUUCUAGAUUCCAAAAUGGUGGAUCUGAUCAGUGCAGGGACUCUGCCAUGCGCUGCCUCUGGGCCUGGAAAUGGGCAGGUGAAGCUGUCUCUUUCAUACGCCUCACAGGAGAGGAAGCUCAUCGUCAUUGUCCAUGCCUGCAGAGGUCUGUUGUCUCAAAGUAAGGAUGGUGUAGACAGCUAUGUCUCCCUCGUGCUGCUGCCAGACAAAAGCAAGGCCACCAAGAGGAAGACAGCAGUGAAGAAAAGAGACCUCAACCCAGAAUACAAUGAGAGGUUUGAGUAUGAUCUGUCUAUGGAUGAGACAAGAUUCAGACGCCUCAGUGUAGCAGUGAAAAACAACUCUGCCUCGUUCAGAAGCCGUGACGUCCUUGGACAGGUGCAGAUCGAGUUGUCCCAGGUUGACCUGAUGAUUGGCGUCACAGAAUGGUUCACCCUGAGAGACGAAGCUGAAUAAUCUUUCUUCUUGCUUACGCCAUGGUACUAUAAUGAUGGAGGAUGUCACCUCUCAACUUGGCCUGUGCUCCUGCUGCAGCUCACACUGAUGCCUUCUCCUCUGCUUACAGUCCCACCGCCUUACCUGCAUCCACCUAGCUCUCUGUGUAACGUAUAGUAUCGAAUUGGACUACACUGUGUAUUCACAUACAUCAAUAUUCACACCAAAGAUAAGUAGGAUAAAGUGGAAAAGGGUAAAGUGAAGGUUUGUAUUAACUGAAGGUGUCUUUAUUUUAUGAAGGGAUAAUAGUUUUAAGAUUGAGUCGAGCAAGUCAAAGAUGAACAGUUUUUGAAGGAAUUAAGUCAUAUUUUGUUGUUUUGUUUGCUUUUCUGCUUCAAAAAAGUUUUAAAUCUUAAAGUUUCAUGUUUAAGGCGCAGUACCAUUUUAAUAUUUGGUCUUUGAAGUAUUUCUUAUGAAUGCUAAUGCCAUUUCAGUAUUUUGGAUCUCUUUUAUGACAGGUUUAUAUUGAAGUCAUUUACAUUUUUGUCAGCACCUUGUUACGUUUGUGUUUGAGUUUGCAUUUGAAAAUAAUUUUAUAUAAUAUUUUAUUUACAAGACAUAAUUUGUUUCACCUAUGUCUCAAUUAGAUCAUAUUAUGUUUGAUUUUGUGUAUAUUUGCAAAGAUUACAGAUCAGAACCAAUGACGUUUGUUGGAAGAUGGUAUAAAGAAAUAAACAGAUUUUGCACAUCUA